This is a messenger RNA of Frieseomelitta varia, 4695 nucleotides long. RefSeq lists its product as uncharacterized. Gene Ontology annotation, biological process: regulation of transcription by RNA polymerase II. The record is from RefSeq and is a predicted model, not a curated record. The coding region runs from base 477 to 2255 and encodes 592 amino acids. The transcript has 5 exons. Lineage: Eukaryota; Metazoa; Arthropoda; Insecta; Hymenoptera; Apidae. Gene Ontology annotation, molecular function: DNA-binding transcription factor activity, RNA polymerase II-specific; RNA polymerase II cis-regulatory region sequence-specific DNA binding. Gene Ontology annotation, cellular component: nucleus.
AUGCCACGCUGGCAGUUCAAUUGACAAUACCCGGCGGUGGAUCGAACACUCGUCGUGUACUCGGGCAAGGUAAACAGUUUUUCGCGGCGCAGGUCAACAAAAGUUGACGCAAGGAUCGUGCGAAUUGCUCGACAUGCUUCGACAAGCGUCGCGGGUGACCCAGGUGAAACAAACGUCCGAAUAGAGGCGAGCGAUCAUCUCCGAAAAAAAAUCGGUCUCUUUCGCUCUUUAGCUGCAGCCAAGAGCCUCAGGGUGGGGCGAGGAGGCCGUACGUCCGUCCGACUGUCCGUGACGGGACUCUUUCACUCGUCAGUCGGCUAGUAGUGCGCGUCAGUGCAGUGUGCGGACGGUGGUUUUUUUCAUGGAAACGUAGUGGCUGCCGUGUAUUUUGUGUUAUAAAUACACACACACACACGCGUAUACACGCAAACGUAUACGAUCGCUCCGUGCUGUAGAGUAAUCAAGCGUCGGGCGGGAUGUCGUCAACGGACAUCAACCUGAUGGAUUUCCUCUUCCCGCGGGAGGACGCGUUCCUGAAAGGCGACGUUAAGGACGAACCUUUCAUAGAUCAGAGCUACAACGACGACGCCAUCGCGGCGGAAGAAUGGCCAACCAAUCCAGACGACUUUCUGGACUCCAUUUUCAAGCUGGAGGACAAUCAGUUCAACCUGAUGGACAACGAUUUGGACGCGAUUCCGUCUUCCUCGUCGGACAGCGGGCUCUCAAGCGCGUUGAGCCUCUCUUGCGAGCAACAAUUGAGCCCGCUUCUGCCGAUCGAGGAGGAUCAACUGGAGAUCAGCAACUCCGAAAUAAACAGUCCGCAGAAUGUCAUGGAGUUCGAGCCUUUGGGAAGUCCUAACCAGUCGAUGGCCAGCGUGGACAGUCCUAUCAGGUCGAACAUCGGCUCACCGGUUACCGAUGUCGCCGAGGAAAUGGAUGUGGAACAAACCCUCGUGGCUGUAGUAAAUCCAGCGAACACCUUGGCCGAUGCUAACACGACGAUUGUUACGGAGCAACCGGUUGCCGAUUUAGAGAAAACACCGAAGCAACAACAGAUUCACAUUGUGCCUCCAGAAAGCAGCACGAUAAACGUCCGUAAUAUCACGUGCAAUGGAAAACGAAAUAUCAGGCAAUUGAUACGCGUGACACCGAUGGGCUCCGGUAAUCCAAGAUCGAUUCUACUGCCUGUAAGUUUGAAAGACAUGAAGGAAGUACGAACCAUCAAGAUCAUCAAUGCUUCGCAAGCUAGGAAUUUCAAAGGAUUCAAGAUCAACCAGGCCAAUAUCAUCAACAAGCCAGUUCAGAUGAACAUCAAGCAAGAAGAUUCGAGCAGCGAGAAGGGUUGCAAUUCGAGCGACGAGAUCUCGGAAUCGGAUUCCCCUUACCCGAGGCUAAAACUGAACGCCGAGGAGAAGCGUUUGCUGCAAAAGGAAGGGAUCACGCUGCCUACUCAUUAUCCGCUGACGAAACACGAGGAGCGCGAGCUGAAGAGGAUCAGGCGCAAGAUUCGCAACAAAAUCUCCGCCCAGGACUCGCGCAAGAGGAAAAAGGAGUACGUGGACGGAUUGGAGGAUCGUGUGAAACAGUGCACCGAGGAGAAUAUGACGCUGCUGAAACGCAUCAAGGCGUUGCAGUCGCAGAAUCAGAGCCUGGCUGGGCAACUCAAGAGGCUGCAGGCACUGUUGCAAAAAGGCAACAAGAGCGCCCAGCCCGCCACUUGUCUCAUGGUCUUGUUGCUCUCGUUGGCCCUCGUUGCCGUGCCGAAUCUACGGCCACACUCCAAUUCGAACAAUGAACUCACGCAAGAGCAGGAACAGCCGGAGAAAAUGCCGCCGCUGGCUGGUCGUUCGCGAACCUUACUCUACACGAAGCAGCUGAUGGACGAGGAACUGCAGCAAUACAGCGAGGAGUUGCUGCAGGAAGUCGAGGGCCUUCUAGAUCACGAUUACAGCCCAACAAUUCAACCGCCCCUCUACAAACGUCCUCGCAUGGACACGGAAUCACCGCCGAAGUGCGUCUCGUCUUCCGAUCAUAUCGGAGGGACGCUCUGCGGAAGACAGGAAGUCACGAUGAAGUCGAGCAGGAAGUACAUCGAACCUCCGUUGGACGACGUUUGGCCUCCACCGAAUCCAGGCGGGCAAAAGAGCGCCAAGGUGGUGGACAAGCUCGAGGUGCUGACCAACGAGCUGAAGAUUAACAUCUCUGAUUCAGAAGGCACGAGAACUGUCCUCCUAAAGGUGCCUCAAGAACAGUAGAAGAAGAAGAGCCAGUCUCACUCGAGACUCUUCAAGAACGUUAUAUUUUUCUAUCAUUUUUGUCGUAACCCUUUACGAUCGGAUCUAUAUUUGACAUGGUACAUCCUGAUCCUGCAGAUCUUAGAAGGAAAGAAUUGCAGAUCGACGAGGAAACACGGACCAUCAAAAAUUCUCAUUGAGUAUUAUUCAAAACGACUGACGCAUCGCAAAUUCUACAGUCUUGCAAUAGGAGGCUGAUUAUGAUUGAAACUAUCUUUUAUUUGAGCUAUGCAUUUUCUUCUAGUUAGCUGUAUCAGUGUCUUUCAAAUGAGAAAUCGUGAAGGGUUCAGAUAUAGACUAGCAUGAGCUUCUUCCUAUGAGAGGCGUAUAUUAUAAGGCAGAAUAGAGAAUUCAAUAAGGUGUCUCGUACUUUUUAAUUCAUUUCUCCGCGUGAAUAUUUCAUAGAUUUGAAUAGACUGCGGAUUUUUAUUGAAGUUUGCACGCGCAAAUGUAUGUACCGAAUGCGUGCAAUGUUUUAUACAAAAUUGUAUAAAAUAACUAAAACGGAGAAAACUAAUACUAAUUUUUAGUAUAAAACGAAUCUCUGUUUAAACCUCAUUUCGUUAAUUAUGUCCAUGAAAAUAUAAAUUUGCAUAAAGAUACGCAGUCUACCAACGAGAAUCCGUUCAACUAGCGUAUUUCAACCCUCUAACCACCUAGGUUAGAAAAAUUUCAUUCAUAGUCGUAAGAUUAAAUUCUUUCGAGUCACUUCUUCUAUAUUUUCCUCUUGGCUUCGCGUGUUUUUAACGAAGCUACUUUUUACUCGCUGAAUAUCUCACGGUAGAGAUCAUCGAACGAAUUUCACCAAUUGGAUUUAAUCUUCAUCGCUCAUUUCAUCCAUUAUAGUCAACUGCACACCAUCAUCGAUCGUCUUUGGGUGAUUUUUCAAGAGUUUUUAUCGAUUGAACGAUAUUUAAGAUUUAUCUAUUUAUAAGAAUUUAUUAUUAUGAGAGUUUUACAGUUAUUAUUCAUGUUGUCAAUGAUAAGAGAGAAAGAGAGAUUUGUAAAUAGUUAUUAUAUAAAUCAUCGGAACGAUCACUGAAAGAUAUAUAUUAUAAUUAUAAUAAUUAUUAUUAAAUAUAUAUUAUAAAAGAAAUAUAUCGUAACUUUAACUUUACAAGGUACGAUUUUUAAUUCUGUACUACUGUACAGCGAAAGAUACGGCGUUAUUUACGGAAGUAGAUAAAGUAACUCGUUGAUAAAAAAAUUUGUUUAUAUAUAUACACGUACACAUAACAAAUGUGUAGAAUGUAUGUUUCCAUCUUUUAACGCGUGAUAGAUACGAUUAUUCGUUUCAUCGUACACUUCUUUGGGGCUAGGGUAUAGCAGUGUUUGAUAAUUAAUUUAAUAUUACAUUAUACAAAAGCUUGCAGAGAUACAUUUGCUACGCGAGCAGAACGUAUUUAACUACGAAAACUGCGUGUUAUCGACACCAGGUUCGAAGACUGUAUUUAUAAAUUUAGUCGCAUCCUGAUAUACAGGAUGGUCUUGCUUUUUCCGGCGUAACUAUGGCAGUAGAUUGUACGAGUAAAAAUAAAGAAAAAAAGUGUCACAAAAAUAUAUGAUCAAGAAUUCGUCGUUAAGGACUUAUAACGAAAAGUUCGAAACAAAGAGUUGACGAUAUUUAUCUACGUCAGUUUAAUUCAAUUUUCAUUUUUGCGAAUACAGGUCUGUCAUCUAUCAAAUUUAUUACAUUUCGAAUUUCUAGUUGGCAAAUGUUUGUGUGAUAUUUUUUUCUUGUUUUGAUUCAUAGAAUCUAUUGCUAAAGUUAUGUCGAAGAAAGUAGGGACACGCUGUAUAUUCCUUGUUCUUUCUUCAAAUUCGACGCAUACGCCUCGCCUUUUUUAUUUAAAAGUUUUAUUUAAAAGUCUUUUAUUAAGUUAUUUUAUAUACGCGAAGCGACGUGUAUAUGAUACACGGGCAAGCAACGUAAUACAAAUUGUAAAUAUUAAAUACACGGCACGAGAGUAACAUUUGUUUCGUAGUUCGUACUUAUAUUUAAUUGUCUCUUUCUCUCCGACGAAAUUCCUGGUAGAAGGCAACCGCGCACACGGAACAAUAAUAAAUGGAUAAUAUUGGAAACGAGAAAUGGGGCUCUUUUUUCGCGAAUUGAUAGCGAGUUAGAAAAAAAGAAAGAAAAAAAUUCUGUCGUUCUUCCAAAGAAUUGUAAUUCCGUACACGUACACGUAUAUAGGACAAUUGUCAUCGGUAAUCGAUGCCGAAGCACCGGCCACGAUUUUUUAUUUAGAUAAGUUCAACAAUACAUUCCUACCAGUAAUGUCCAUUCAAAAAUAGAACGAUUCUAUUUUUGCACGUAUGUAAAAGGGUUAAAGGUAUUACACUCUGAAUUUCAUUCAAUAUACGUGUAACGACAUUAGAAAAUAAACUGUUACAAUCAGAA